Dicentrarchus labrax (European seabass) is the source of this 5307-nucleotide messenger RNA. RefSeq names its product E74-like ETS transcription factor 1 (gene elf1). The record is from RefSeq and is a predicted model, not a curated record. Gene Ontology annotation, cellular component: nucleus. Gene Ontology annotation, biological process: regulation of transcription by RNA polymerase II; cell differentiation. Gene Ontology annotation, molecular function: DNA-binding transcription factor activity, RNA polymerase II-specific; sequence-specific DNA binding. The coding region runs from base 1012 to 3003 and encodes 663 amino acids. The transcript is spliced from 10 exons. NCBI's taxonomy places the organism in Eukaryota, Metazoa, Chordata, Actinopteri, Moronidae.
UCCCGGAAGAUGCGCUUUUCCACUUACAUCUCCCUUAUCGUUGUCUAACGCAGUAAAGAAGAGCCAACUGGACUCAAACCAAACUCUUAGCUCGUACAACCGACUGUUUAUUUUUUUACGUCCGCAGUUUAAUUUGACUAAAUCGUAUUGAGCUGUUGUCAAAAUUGCUUGUAAAGCCACACCUGUGACCGCCUUCGGUUUACUAAACAUUACCCGAAAGCUAACUUGCAGUGCAAAACAAUCCAUAUCUAUUCCCCGGUGGUAGAUGACACUACCCACCUAAAUCAUACUAAUAUCGAUUAAGAAUAAAACAUUCCUUUAUCAGCGCGGACUCUUAACAACUUUUUUCAUAAAGUCUUUUAGUCCACCAUCGUCCCUCGGUGCUCAUUGCUGAACUGUAAAAAAAAAAAAAAAAAACUCUCCGGUUUUGCUUACUACAACCAGGCUGCAGCCAAACUUUGGUGUCGGGCCAAUCAUUUCCCAGGAAAAUGUGACUGCUAGGAAUUCCCCACGCAUCAGCCCCUCUCGGAGAAAACUGCAACCUUGUGUCAGGAAACACACGAAAGCAGCGGGAGGGUAAACUGACCGGUGACUAUGAGAUGAUGUAGCUACAGUACCGUGUGUCUCCAGCUCUCACCAGGGAUAAUAAUGUUUUUCUAACGUCGCCGUGUUUCAUGAGGACAUCCACUAACCUAGCCUGUAUAAAGCCAGGGGAAUGUAUACAGUGCUGAUGACAGCCUGAACCAGGGUGUAGAUGCUCCAGGCGCAGCGGGACCCAGCCUCCGUGUCAGAGAGGGACGAGGCUGCUCCCACCUGGGCCACAGCACUCCUGUGAAACUCAGCUCGUGGUCUCUCUCUCGGAGUACUAACCGCCCAGAUUAUAGAAUAGAGGGGCGACAGGGAAGCCAUUUUGUGAGGUGAAGCUGAGUCUCUGUCCGUGCCGAGAAGGAGCCAGGAGUCGUCGUAGCCUGGAUAUUUUUGGCUGCUCCCUGCCCUCUGAACUCCACUGCCAUGACGACUGCAGUACAGCCCAGUGAACUGGUGUUUGAAUUUGCCAGCAACGGGAUGGACGAAAUCAAUCAGGUGUGCAGUUAUCUCAUCCCCACACCCGUGUCUGAAUCCUGUGGAGCAGGCUUGAUUCUGGACGACCCGUCAGUAUUCCCAGCAGUGAUUGUUGAGCAGGUGCCAGCAGCCGAUCUGCUGCAGGUCUAUUCAGGCCUGGAGUCCGAUGAGGUGACCAACGGCAUUAUGGUGGACACCACUCUCCACGUCGUGGAAGAACCUUCCAUCUUGGUGGGAGGUGUGGACCUCUCAGAAACAGCAGUCUCAGGUGCAGAGGACAGCAUGGAGACGAACGAAGCUGCAGCAGCUCUUCUUAACAUGGAGUCUCCAAACAACAUUUUGGACGAAAAGCGUAUGAUUCACACCUACGGCACUCUGUUGGAGUCAGAUUUAUACGUUCCUCUGAGGCCUGACCAGAUGGAUAAUAGUGCCCUUGACAUGUCCCUAGACGAGGACACUUCAUCCAUGGAUGAGAUACCCCAAAAGUGUCCCUUAAAACCGCAGAAAAAAACCAAAGUGCGGAAGCCGCGGGCGGUGCGUCCCUGCUCCCCUAUCACCACCCCUAACCUGCCACUCAGGAAGAAGAGCAAAGAGGGCAAAGGCAACACGAUCUACCUUUGGGAAUUCCUUCUGGCUUUACUGCAGGAUAAAAACACCUGUCCCAAAUACAUCAAGUGGACACAGCGGGAGAAAGGCAUCUUUAAGCUGGUGGACUCAAAAGCUGUUUCAAAGCUGUGGGGAAAACACAAGAACAAGCCUGACAUGAACUAUGAGACCAUGGGAAGAGCUCUCAGGUACUACUAUCAGAGAGGCAUUCUGGCUAAAGUGGAGGGGCAGCGGCUUGUCUACCAGUUUAAGGAGAUGCCAGCUGAUCUGGUGGUGAUUGAGGAUGAAGACACAGGCUCUGAUGCCAACUGCGGCUAUGGAAAUCAGAGAUCUACCAACGGGCGGUCUGUGGUCCGUGGAGGGUCCAAAGGGCACGGGAGGGCUCAUGGUCAACACCAUGUCUCGAUGAAGCAGAUGAAGAAAGAGCCUAAUGAUGAGUAUCCGUACCAGGAAGCAAAUGGUGGACAGACGGAUCAGCUCCUUCAGUCGGUCCAUAUGUUGCAGGCCAGCCAAGGGUCAAUUGUCCAAGACCCGACACAAGCUAUGAGGACCAUCACUGCUCCUGCAUCAGUUCCCAUGGUCCUGACAUCUCCCCUCACCACUGUUCUGGCCAACGGGGACUCCAGCCACUGCUCCCCACCCCGGGUUAUUCUCCACACCAUGCCCUCCACCACAGCAGGUGGUAAAGAUGUGCUCACCAUCCAGACGGCCUCUCUAGCAGGUGGAGCCAGCAGCCUGCAGGAUGGCCUCCCUCAGCAGCUCCUGGUCACCAGUCUGGGCUCCUCCGUCGUCUCCACCUCCUCCUCCUGCACUUCCCCUCCAGGAGUUAUUAGUUCCACCGCUUCCAACCACAAUGGUCUGCCUCGUCUGGUCACCAUCAACACAACCUGCGGGCAGACCAUGGUGGCACAGCAGCCUGGCACCGUAAUUGCCACCGUGCUCAAAUCCAGCGACCUCUCGGGGCUGCAGGUCAAAGAGGAGCUGCUGGACCCCAGCUACUUCCAGUCGAUGGUGAACGGUGAUCCAUCACUGGCGGCAAAUACGUUUGAGAAAGAAGAGAUUGAGGUAGGGGAAGCAGAGCUGCAGUAUAGGACUGUGAUCAUUGAUACCAGUCAAAGCCAGGGCCACGAGGCUGUGAGUGAAACUAUAAUUAAUGGACAUUCCUCCCAGAGCAGCAGCCCUAGUGAGGGCCUGACCCCUGUGGAGGAGCUGGAAGUGCGUGGGGAGAUGUCCCUGCAGCCUGAGCAGGGAAUCAAAGGCCUCCAGGAGCUGCCACUGUCUGUCCAAUUGCCUGCAAACUUUAUCCAGAUAAAGACAGAGCCUGCAGAGGCUUAGGGCUGCAGGACUCCUCCACACAAGCUGAACCAAAAACAACCAUUGAAUCCAUUUUGACCACAGACUUUUCUUUUCCUACCACAGUGAUCUGAUCACAGAUCAGAGCGAGGGGAUCAUGGCAGCAAGUUGCUCUUAAAGGUUGGUCAGUUCAGCCUCAGGAUUUAUUGUUUACUCACAUAUAUUGUGACCAUGUGCCUAAUUUUAAAAAUCAAGGGAGUGUUUAGUUUUUCUAAGAAGUCACUUUUCAGAUUAUUGGGAUUAUUUUCCAAGGACAUUAACCCCAACACACAAAGAUAAAGAUACACAGGAAAGUACACAUGCGCACACACAUAAAACGAGCUCCCCCUCUAGGAGAACAGCCAUUGGAUAAACCAGGGAUCCCUGUCUACCAAAUGUGCCAGUUAGUAAUUUUCUUACCUUACAUCUCAUUGGACUGUGUUCAAAGAGGAGAAUGCAACAAACCAAAACGGGGGACUGAAUGCCAAAUGGUGCAAUGAAAUCAGACUUCUGAGAACGUGCCGAGGGUGUGUGUGUGUGUUGUUUUUAAACCACAUACAAGCUUCUUUUUUCCAUGGAUGAGGGAUGGAUACUGUGUCAUGGUUUCCAGGUGAAAAACACUUCUCAGAGUUUAAUUGAAGAGUGCCUUACAGGAAAGUACAAACAGCUCGAGACUCUUUCUUUGAAAUGUCUGGGAAAAAGAUGAAAAACGGACUAAAUGGCUUUUCAGACUUUCAGACUUUCAGACUUAUUUUCAUAUAAACAAAAAAGUUAUGCAUUCACUCUCUAUUACUCCUGGCCUUAAAACACUGUGUUACUAUGGAAAUGGGCAUUUUCUAUCCACCAAGGACAGUCCAACAUCAAAACUGUUUGUAUAGAGCUGCAGACCCGAGGCACAGCAAGAUAGGGAGGCACAAAUGGAGAGAAAGAAUACGCAGGAUAAAACAGAUUUUAUCAGUAUCUGCUUCGGAGGCUCCAAGGUUUAAAUCCUGCUUAUAUGAAAUGGAAUUAUAUAUAUAUAUAUAUAUAUAUAUAUAUAUUUAUACAUAUAUAAUAUACAAUUGAGAUUCAAUUUUAAGGCCAUAGCGAAUUUAUUUAUUUUGUGAAUUUCUAAAUUCUGUAUAAAAAAGGCACAUUUGUCUUCUAUUUACAUGUGUAAACAUGAGGGAAAAUACAAAGAAUAUGAACGUUAAUACCAGGCAGCCUAUUUGGUAUUUUUUUUUAAGACCAACAUUUUUCAUUUGUAUAGCAUUCCAUAUAAUCAGCUUUGGUAUUUUCUUAAGUUUUGGACUCAGCAGCAUCAUUAUUCCACUGUUAUAUUCUCUUACUGUAGAUAUGCCCUGUUGUGUGUCUGAUUUAAACAUGUACUGAAUGUGCUUUGGUUCUUUCUUUUCAGCAGACAUACCUCUUUACAUUUACCUUUUUCAACAGUUAAGCAGUAGGGACUCUGCAUUCAAUAAUAUUAUUUUCUGUGUACUGCAUAAACUACAACAUGUAUCAGUCAGUAUGUCUUUGAAAUCAUAUCUCAAGUUUCUUUAGUAAUUUGGUACAAAGCUGUACUAGCUGUUUUUUAAAGCUCCUCUCCUCUCCUGCUCUGGCCUUGUCUCCUUUCUCCUUGUCUCCUCUCCCCUCUCCUCACGUCUCCUCCCAUCUCCUUUCCUUAUUCCUCUUGUCUCAUUUCGUCUGGUCUCCUUCUUCCUCUCCUGCUCUCGGGUCAGUCAAGUCGGUGCCUUCUUUAUUUGCUGUCCCACUUUGUUAAGGACCUCUCAGGCCAGCCAUCUGAUUGGCCCCUCGGCCCUACCGGGGAUGAAGCCAUAUUGAUCCUGAGAGGUAUCACAGCUAAAUUGGUUGUAUUUUCCACCCGGACUGUGGCUGCAGAGUUAGGACAUUAAGACAUACUGACCUCCAUCCACACGGGCACCUGAGGGCAGGAGUUAAAAGCUGCUUUACAACCCCACAUCAGCCAAAAGGCUCUGGGUCUGCAAAGACACUCUGAAUGUAUACUUACUGUUUAAGUACAUGCUUAUGCAAAUCUUUGACAAUCAAUAAUUACACUGGGUUACAUUUUCAUCAAAAUUUGUCAGUCUUUUAGAGGGGAUUUGCUGCUUUUUUUUGCGUUAUAUAUAUUUCCAUAUCUGCCCUGCGUUUUCUUUCAAGCACUGUUGUCUGUGAGAUGUUGAGGUAUGUCCACUGCUUAUGUUUUGUUGCUUCUUUUGUCUUGGGUUGUCAAUUGCCUCCCUUAAAUAUAGAAUAGAUUUUUAAGAAAAAGUCAAUGUACUUAUUAAAAACAAAAUCUUCUUCACUGAA